ACGAAAGACGUCGGACCUGAUCUGGGCAGCUGCGUGUCUGAUGAUGCAGCACUGCGGCGUAAGCGCGUAAGGCUGCAUUAUAAAAUGACUUUGUUUUCGCUCUUUUGUUGUUCACACCACCCCCAGUGCAUCGACCUCCGGUCUUUGUUCUCUCAGUGUAUAUAAUGUCUGCCGUGAUCCCCUUUGACAUCCCCUCACCCCGAGCCUCCACCCCUUCAUCAGAGUCUUCCUUGUCGUCUUCCAUGUCGUCGUCGUCUGGCUUGUAUGUCCCCAUUCACAAACGCACUGCAAGCAGGAGCUCUUCUACCUCGCGUGCCACUACUCCAGAGUCAGCCAGUGGUCUACGCUUAAGCUCUCGUUUGCCGAUAUACAACAUUACCGAGCUCUUGAACAUCGGACACCACUCCUAUCUCGCAGACAUCUCAUGUGACGCAAAGACCAUGCUCCAUGAUCGUUUCCCGGAGAUUGUCAAGGGGCUAGAAUGGAAGCCACCGCGAAACGGUCAUGAGAAGAGGGCUGGGGGGAAGCCGAAUCCUCGCAGGCAGCCAGGCAGAACCAAGUUGGAACGGUCAAAUCGCAGGAAGGGUAGCAAAGUUGCGGAGGAGCUGAGUUGGAGGGGGAGAACUGGGGUGCGUACGACCGGCCCAGCAGUUCCUUUGACGCCGACAGUGCAGGUCGCGUAAGGGGGAUGCGAAUCGGAUAGGCGGAUUCGGAGAAGCACUUUGAAUGCUGUACAAGAUAGAACGGAACAGAAACUCAUGAUGUGUAUUAAUAACGAUUGUUUUAUUGCAUUGCAUUCAUCGAACUAGAUAUUUACCGUCUGAUCCUAGGCGUCGAAAUUUGUACUGACCAAG
Messenger RNA from Guyanagaster necrorhizus, 854 nucleotides. RefSeq lists its product as uncharacterized. The record is from RefSeq and is a predicted model, not a curated record. The transcript is spliced from 2 exons. NCBI's taxonomy places the organism in Eukaryota, Fungi, Basidiomycota, Agaricomycetes, Agaricales, Physalacriaceae. Bases 165 to 683 code for a protein of 172 amino acids.